ACUGGAUGUGUCCCAAAAAUAAACGACAGAAACCCCCUCAUCCCUGGGAAGGGGCUUCUUAGAACACGUCUGAAGUUUUUGGAAGAGCAGCCCGAGGGGGCGGGAUGAGGAGGAUAAAUUACGGAGCAAGGGGAGCCAAAGCCACGGACAUCGGGCAGGGCAGCACAAAGGACAGAGGAAGAGCCCUCACGCAGCCACCAUGGCCACUGCAAGGACAGUCCUGCUGCUCACCCUGCUCCUCACCUUCUCCCUGCACUGUGCCACAGCCCACUUCAGACCCAUCGAAUGCUGCUUUGAGUACGCAGAGAGACCCGUCCGACACGUGCAGAGCUACUAUGAGACCCCCAUUGACUGCCCUAUGCCUGCAGUUGUGAUUGUGGCUGCCAGAGGUGCCAAGAUCUGUGCUGACCCCAAGAAGCGCUGGGUGGAGAAAGCCAUAGAAAAGCUUCAAAAGAAAAAAUGAACUCCAUCCACCAUCCCACUUGCCCAUCCAGUCCUCCUGUCUCUGCUGUG
Messenger RNA from Lepidothrix coronata (blue-crowned manakin), 513 nucleotides. RefSeq names its product C-C motif chemokine 5-like. Gene Ontology annotation, biological process: cellular response to interleukin-1; G protein-coupled receptor signaling pathway; positive regulation of GTPase activity. The coding region runs from base 200 to 463 and encodes 87 amino acids. Gene Ontology annotation, molecular function: CCR chemokine receptor binding; chemokine activity. The transcript is spliced from 3 exons. Gene Ontology annotation, cellular component: extracellular region. The record is from RefSeq and is a predicted model, not a curated record. Lineage: Eukaryota; Metazoa; Chordata; Aves; Passeriformes; Pipridae.